Messenger RNA from Lipotes vexillifer (Yangtze River dolphin), 2208 nucleotides. RefSeq names its product myeloid zinc finger 1 (gene MZF1). The record is from RefSeq and is a predicted model, not a curated record. The coding region runs from base 1 to 2208 and encodes 735 amino acids. Lineage: Eukaryota; Metazoa; Chordata; Mammalia; Artiodactyla; Lipotidae. Gene Ontology annotation, biological process: regulation of transcription by RNA polymerase II. Gene Ontology annotation, cellular component: nucleus. The transcript has 5 exons. Gene Ontology annotation, molecular function: DNA-binding transcription factor activity, RNA polymerase II-specific; sequence-specific DNA binding.
AUGAGGCCCACAGCUCUGGGCUCCCCGGGCCACACACCCCCAGAAGAUGAGGGGCCCAUCACGGUGAAGCUGGAGGAGUCUGAGGAGGAGGGUGAAGCCGCCCCAUGGGAUCCUGGCCCAGAGGCUGCACGACAACGUUUCCGGCACUUCCACUAUGAGGAGGCAGUGGGUCCCCGCGAGGCGCUGGCCCGGCUCCGUGAACUCUGCCGCCAAUGGCUGAGGCCUGAGGUGCACUCCAAGGAGCAGAUGCUGGAGCUGCUGGUGCUGGAGCAGUUCCUGGGCGCGCUGCCCCCCGAGAUCCAGGCCCGCGUGCGGGGACAGCAGCCAGGCAGCCCUGAGGAGGCCGCUGCCCUGGUCGAGGGCCUGCGCCGGGAGCCAGGAGGGCCCCGGAGAUGGGUCACAGUCCAGGUGCAAGGCCAGGAGGUGCUAUCAGAGAAGAUGGAGCCUUCCGACUUCCAGCCCCUCCCUCAAAUCACACCUCGGACUCCAGAACCUGGACUUGAGAUGCCCCGUGGGGCCACACAGGAGUCAUCACUGGGCCUAUGGGUGAAAGAGGAGCCUGGGGCUACAGAGGAUCCAGAGCUUCUGGACUCUGGGCCUCUAACCAACCCCCAGGAGGCCACUUCCACUGUCCUACCUGAGGAGGCCCAGGGCUGUGGCGUGGCGCUGGACCAGGCCUCUCCCCAUAGUGAGACUGGGCCUGAGGGGUCCUCAUGGACGGAGCACCCGGAGGCCCUGUGGCAGGAGGAAGCUGGGAGCAUCUUCUCCCCGGGGUUUACACUCCAGAUGGACAGCAUCUCUGCUGGCCCAGACACUGUGAGCCCCAACGUCCACCUCCCCUGGGACCUCGGCGUGGCCAGCCUCACGGGCCGACUCGAGUCACCCUCCCUCGAAGGUGGCUUCUCACAUGCGCUGGUGCUCUCCAGCGACCCGGGAGGUGAGCAGGACCCCACGUACGAUCCCCGCCAGGGCGUGGGCCCCGGGCUGGCCGCCGCUCGCUGGCGUGCCCCCAGGGGCCGGAGCCGGGGUCGAGGUCGCCCCAGCACAGGCGCCGGAGCCGUGCGAGGUGGCCGCUGCGACGUGUGCGGGAAGGUGUUCAGCCAACGCAGCAACCUGCUGAGGCACCAGAAGAUACACACGGGAGAGCGGCCGUUCGUGUGCAGCGAAUGCGGCCGCAGCUUCAGCCGCAGCUCGCACCUGCUGCGCCAUCAGCUCACGCACACCGAGGAGCGGCCGUUCGUGUGCGGCGACUGCGGCCAAGGCUUCGUACGCAGCGCGCGACUGGAGGAGCACCGGCGCGUGCACACGGGCGAGCAGCCCUUCCGCUGCGCCGAGUGCGGCCAGAGCUUCCGGCAGCGCUCCAACCUGCUGCAGCACCAGCGUAUCCACGGCGACCCCCCGGGCCCCGGCGCGGCACCCCCCGCGCCUCCUGGCGCGCCGGAGCCCCCAGGCCCCUUCCCGUGCAGCGAGUGCCGCGAGAGCUUCGCACGGCGCGCCGUGCUGCUGGAGCACCAGGCGGUGCACACAGGCGACAAGUCUUUCGGCUGCGUGGAGUGCGGCGAGCGCUUCGGCCGCCGUUCGGUGUUGCUGCAGCACCGGCGCGUGCACAGCGGCGAGCGGCCGUUCGCCUGCGCUGAGUGCGGCCAGAGCUUCCGGCAGCGCUCCAACCUCACGCAGCACCGGCGCAUCCACACGGGCGAGCGGCCCUUCGCCUGCGCGGAGUGCGGCAAGGCCUUCCGCCAGCGGCCCACGCUCACGCAGCACCUGCGCGUGCACACGGGGGAAAAGCCCUUCGCCUGCCCUGAGUGCGGCCAGCGCUUCAGCCAGCGUCUGAAGCUCACUCGCCAUCAGCGGACGCACACCGGCGAGAAGCCCUACCACUGCAGCGAGUGUGGCCUGGGCUUCACGCAAGUCUCGCGGCUCACCGAGCACCAGCGCAUCCACACAGGCGAGCGGCCCUUCGCCUGCCCGGAGUGCGGCCAGAGCUUCCGGCAGCACGCCAACCUCACGCAGCACCGGCGCAUCCACACGGGCGAGCGGCCGUACGCAUGCCCCGAGUGCGGCAAAGCCUUCCGCCAGCGGCCCACGCUCACGCAGCAUCUGCGCACCCACCGGCGCGAGAAGCCCUUUGCCUGCCAGGACUGUGGCCGCUGCUUCCACCAGAGCACCAAGCUCAUCCAGCAUCAGCGCGUCCACAGUGCAGAGUAG